Protopolystoma xenopodis is the source of this 738-nucleotide messenger RNA. NCBI's taxonomy places the organism in Eukaryota, Metazoa, Platyhelminthes, Monogenea, Polystomatidea, Polystomatidae. The record is from the annotation of a GenBank genome assembly.
UUGUUUCAAGGUAGCGACGAAGUAGCUGCUAGGAUUUCAUCUGUUGCCCCAGCAAACGGGUGCUCGACCACAGAGGCUUCGAUUGGUAGGAAGCCUGAUCGCGACGUCUCAGAUGUUGGUGCAGUUGCCGCAGUAAACGAUAAUGAUGAAGAUUGGGAAAGUACUGAUGAAGCGGACGAUUGUGGUCAAGUUGGUGACGAUUCGGCCGCCUGCAACGAAGUCAGUAGUUUGCCUGCCGUUUCCAGUGAUGAGCAUGCAAGCGACCUGGAUCUUGAGGAUAAUGUAAUGCCAAAUAGUCUGUCGACACCCACAAUCGCCACUAGUCCACCCGGAUCACGUCUUGUAGGCUCCUCAUCUGGUGAUAGGACUAAGUCAGGCUUGUUCUCUUCCGGCGUCCGGUCGGCUUCUGGUCAUUUAACUCCGAUCACGGCAAUCGCCAACACUGCAGCAACUAUGACCAACACUAACAAUAUCACUACUAGUGCUGCGGCCACUGCAAGUGAUGACCCAAACGGGUCUGUACUUGGACUUGGGAGCGGAGGAUCAAGUAGUUGCACGGUCAGUCGCUCUUUCUACGGCUCCGACCUUAUGGCACCUCUGCCGCCAAUCACCAGUUCUGUGUGGGCAAUGGAUAGCCCUCGUCGAAUGGAGGAGCACUUGACCGCGGCUAAGACAGGUUUGUGUAAUUACAUGAUGUUGUUCUUAGCUGAGCGAAUUUCAUUUUGUGGCCUACUUUGA